UUGGCUGCCGCACCAGAGCUCCGCGGAUAGGCUGCACCGGCCCGGCGGCCGCCGCGCCGCCCCGCCUCCGACCCCGCCGAGCGCCCCCAUUGGCUGGCGGCCGGCGUCGCCCUCCCGGCGGGAGAUUCGCUGGGCGCGGGAAGCGGGGCUGCCAUGGAGCGGCUGCGGGAUAUACGCGAGCGUCUGCAGGCCUGGGAGCGCGCGUUUCGGCGGCAGCGCGGGCGGCGGCCGGGCCAGGAGGACGUGGAGGCGGCGCCAGAGGAGACCCGCGCGCUCUACCGGGAGUACCGCGCCCUGAAGGAGACCCUGGGCCAGGCCGGCGACGUCAGGCCUAACAGCUUGGGGCGUUCGCUUUCCGCGACGGCCGAAGAGACGCUGGAGCCCAGCUGCUGGGGGCCCCACCUGAAUCGGGCUGCGACCCACACUCCCCAUUCUACCUCAAGGCUGAGCCCUCAGGGAUCUGUGCAGGACUAUGGGAAGAGGCUUAAGGCCAACCUAAAGGACAGCCUGCAGACCAGGCCAGCCCUGGGCCGAGUACCUCGGCUUGAACGAACACCCUUCUCCAAGAAGUCCUCCCCAGGGUCUCCAGGCACAGCGGCUGCCCUCAUUUCUCCAGAAGAAGUCGGCAAGGUGCCCUCCCAGCUUCCCAGGCCCCAGCUGAGGUCAGGCCGGCUCCAGGAGCUGAGGGCAUCCCUGAGCUUGCGGCUGAGCUCCCUAGACCCUGGCUGGCUGCACCGGUGUCACAGUGGAACCCCAGAUUUUCCGGGGGUCCCCAGGGCCUGCGGGCCUGGCGGGGAUGCAGAGGAGUCACAGCUGAGUUCAGGUGUUCCGUGUGUGCUCAGUCCCAGCACUGGCCCCAGGGUACCUUUACUAAGCCCGGAGGUUCCAGCCCCACAAGCAGCUGGUGUCAGUGCAGGCAGUCCCCAGCCUGGUAACAGUCAAGGCAAGAAGCAGAGACUGAGUUGGGAGCUGCAGGGGAGCCCUGCACAGCCCCAGCAGGAUGGUAACCAAGGAGGACCCCCACCUGAGGGCGCUGCGGCUGCAGGGCACACAGAAGAUUGUCUAGAGGAGCCUGUGCGGGCACAGCCUCUCAGCAACCCCACCACCUCCAGGUAUCCCUGCUCUGGCCCCAAGCGGGGUUGCCUUCCGUUGAGUCAAGGCGAGCGGGCAUCGCGCACAGCCUGCCUGUGCAUCUCUUCUAGACCCGCCGUCCAGGACAGGGGGAACUAUGUGCGGCUCAACAUGAAGCAGAAGCGUUAUGUGCGGGGCCUGGCCCCACGUAGCAGGCUCCUCCGCAGGCAGGUGUGGAAGCAGAAGUGGCAGAAGAAAGGAGAGUCUUUUGGGGGCAGUCAGCCCAGGGCCACAGCCAAGGAUUCCUGCUUCCGGUGUGGGCAGCUCGGUCACUGGGCAUCCCAGUGCCCUCAACCAGAGCCUGCCCCUCAGAAGGAGGGUGGCAAGGAUGAGGAUGACACAGGGACUCUGCCCAUGUUAGAGGAAGUACCCCAGAGAACGGGCACCACCUGCUGCCAACUCCCUGGUGAGGAAGACACAGAGCCUGCAGGGCCUGAGCUGCCAGUGCCCAUGCAGUCGUCUGUGCCCAAGGCGCCCUGUCCACCGCCUCCUCCUGUGCCCCCACUCUACCCGCUGGGACCGUCAGGGCAGGUGGCAGACACCCCAGCCGAGGUGUUCCAGGCCCUGGAGCAGCUGGGCCACCAAGCCUUCAACCCUGGACAGGAGCACGUGGUCAUGCGGAUCUUGUCUGGUAUGUCAACACUGCUGGUGCUGCCCACAGGGGCUGGCAAGUCUCUGUGCUACCAGCUCCCUGCGCUGCUCUACUCCCAGAGAAGCCCUUGCCUCACGUUGGUCAUCUCUCCCCUCAUGUCACUCAUGGAUGACCAGGUGUCUGGCCUGCCCCCAGGCCUGAAGGCGGCCUGCAUCCACUCAGGGAUGUCGAAGAAGCAGCGGGACUCUGCCCUGCAGAAGGCUCGAUCAGCCCAGGUACAAGUGCUGAUGCUGUCGCCAGAGGCGCUGGCUGGGGCAGGAGCCGCGGGGCUUGCCUUCCUCACCCAGCUGCCCCCGGUUGCUUUCGCCUGCAUCGAUGAGGCCCACUGCCUCUCUCAGUGGUCUCACAACUUCCGGCCCUGCUACCUGCGAGUCUGCAAGGUGUUACGGGAACGCGUGGGUGUCAGCUGCUUCCUGGGUCUCACGGCCACGGCCACACGCAGCACUGCCCUCGACGUGGCUCAGCACCUGGGUGUGGCUGAAGAGUCUGUCCUCAGGGGGCAAGGCACCAUCCCUGCCAACCUGCACCUCUCUGUGUCCACGGACAGGGACCCAGACCAGGCUCUGGUGACACUGCUGCAGAGUGACCGUUUCUGUGCCCUGGACUCUGUCAUCAUCUACUGCAACAGGCGAGAGGACACCGAGCGUGUCGCAGCCCUGCUGCGCACCUGCUUGCGCUGGGCCCCAGAGGCCGUGGCCGAAGCCUACCAUGCAGGCAUGUGCAGCCGGGAGCGGCGGCGGGUACAGCGGGCCUUCAUGGAGGGCCGGCUACGGGUGGUGGUGGCCACGGUUGCCUUCGGGAUGGGGCUGGACCGGCCAGACGUGCGGGCCGUGCUUCAUCUGGGGCUGCCCCCAAGCUUCGAGAGCUACGUGCAGGCUGUGGGCCGGGCUGGGCGCGACGGGCAGCCCGCACACUGCCACCUCUUCCUGAGGCCCCAGGCCGAGGACCUGUGGGAGCUGCGCAGACAUGUGCACGCCGACGCCAUCGACUUCCUCGCCGUGAAGAAGCUGGUGCAGCACGUGUUCCCUGCUUGCGGCCACGCUCAGCAGCCCCUGGUGCCUGAGCCAGGCGAGAGCCAGGAGAGCUCGGCGGCCACAGUCCCCCGGGAUGCCGACCACCCCCACGUGGAGCUCACAGCCCGGUGCCCGGGCCACGAGCGGGCACUCCCAGUGCAGCCAAUGGUGCAGGCCCUGGAUGUGCCUGAGGAGGCCAUUGAGACCCUGCUCUGCUACCUGGAGCUGCACCCACAGCGCUGGCUGAAGCUGCUGGAACCCACCUAUGCCCGCUGCCACCUGCGCUGCCCUGGGGGCCCCACCCAGCUCCAGGCCCUGGCCCGCAGGUGUCCUCCCCUGGCUGCGUGCUUAGCCCAGCAGAGCCCUGAGAACACAGCUUCUGUGGAGUUCAAUGUGGUGGAGCUGGCAGACUCCAUGGGCUGGGAGCUGGCCCCCGUGCGGCGGGCCCUCCGGCAGCUGCAGUGGGACCCAGAGCCCAGGACAGGUGCGCCUGUCCCCCAGCCCUGCUUGCGGUGGGCUUGCCCGCCCACCUGCCCAUGUCUAACACCUUGUCUGGCAGGUCUGCCUCGGGGCACGGGGGUGCUAGUGGAUUUCCAGGUGCUAGCCUUCCACCUGCGCUCCCCCGGGGACCUCACCACCCAGGAGAAGGAUCAGAUCUGUGACUUCCUACACGGACGCGUGCAGGCCCGAGAGCGAGAAGCCCUGGCCCGCCUGCACCACACCUACUGGGCUUUUCACAGCGUGGCCUUCCCCAGCUGUGGGCCGUGCCUGGAGCAGCCCGAUGAGGAACGCAGUGGCAGGCUCAAGGCGCUGCUCCGCCGCUACUUUGAGGAAGAGGAAGCAGGUCCAGAGGGCAUGGACCAGCAGGGCCCCGAGCCAGGCCAGGCCACGCUCCAGGACUGGGAGGCUCAGAUCCGACGGGACAUCCGCCACCUGCUGUCCUCGUGGCCUGAGCAGCAGUUCUCAGGCAGGGCUGUGGCCCGCGUCUUCCACGGCAUUGGGAGUCCCCGCUAUCCAGCCCAGGUGUACGGGCGGGACCGGCGCUUCUGGAGAAAAUACCUGCACCUGAACUUCCACACCCUGAUGCACCUGGCCACAGAGGAGAUCCUGCUGUGGGGCCGCUGAGUGGCCUGCUGGGGGGACCGUGUCAGCACAGCAGAGAUGAGGCAUCGGCGGCCAGAACACUGUGUAGCCCCUCUGGACAAAGCCUACCACCGGGGCGCGGGGGCAAGGAGGCCUUAAAGCAGAAUAAAAGAUGCUCACGUCUCU
Phacochoerus africanus (Common warthog) is the source of this 4065-nucleotide messenger RNA. RefSeq names its product RecQ like helicase 4 (gene RECQL4). The record is from RefSeq and is a predicted model, not a curated record. The transcript has 21 exons. Gene Ontology annotation, molecular function: ATP binding; four-way junction helicase activity; 3'-5' DNA helicase activity. Lineage: Eukaryota; Metazoa; Chordata; Mammalia; Artiodactyla; Suidae. Gene Ontology annotation, biological process: double-strand break repair via homologous recombination; telomere maintenance; DNA replication. Bases 154 to 3921 code for a protein of 1255 amino acids. Gene Ontology annotation, cellular component: cytoplasm; nucleus; chromosome.